Molecule: messenger RNA, 2604 nt
Organism: Tigriopus californicus
Lineage: Eukaryota; Metazoa; Arthropoda; Copepoda; Harpacticoida; Harpacticidae
Gene: MTA1-like
Product: metastasis-associated protein MTA3-like
Exons: 3
Coding region: 112-2307 (731 amino acids)
Biological process (GO): negative regulation of transcription by RNA polymerase II
Cellular component (GO): NuRD complex; nucleoplasm
Molecular function (GO): chromatin binding; transcription corepressor activity; transcription coactivator activity
Source: RefSeq, a predicted model, not a curated record
UUCUUCCCAUUUGGAAGCACUGACCAAGCGGCUCAAGCCCAAUAUUUUUGCCUGCAGUGGGAAUCGAACCAGCGUCUUUGUAUUGGUGAUUUGAGACUUGAAUGGGUGAGCAUGGCCGCCAUAGCAAGCACGGCUUUCUUAACGGGCAGUGGUGCCGUGAGUGUAAGCACCGCCGGGCCGAUUUUAUCCGCCACGGGCUCUACGGGCUCGUCGUCCAGCAAUGGUCCUAAUGCGAGUGCCAGUGGCAGUAGCAGUGCGAACAACAAUGCGGCAAAUAUGUAUCGUAUCGGGGAUUAUGUGUAUUUUGAAAACUCAUCGUCCUCCUGUUACGCUCUCCGUCGGAUUGAAGAGUUGAGCAAGACGUCCUCGGGCAAUGUGGAGGCCCGGGUCAUGUGCUUCUACCGGCGGGCGGAGAUUCCGGUGACGUUGCAAGCCCAGGCUGAUCGGCAUCAUUGGGGGGACAGCGCUCAUGUGGGAUCCAAUGACUCCAAUUCUACCCACUCUAACGAGGACGACUCCGAGGAUGAAGAGGAGAAAGAGCGGAACGCCGAGCGAGCCGCCUUCAAGCUCCGCGAAGUGUUCCUCACACGUCAAGUGGAAACUCUACCCGCCACGCUCAUCCGGGGCAAAUGCUCCGUGACUCUCCUGUCGGAAGUGGAGACCGUCGAGUCCUACACCAAACGGGAUGACGCCUUCUUCUACGCCCUCGUGUACGAUCCCACGCAGAAGACUUUGGUGGCGGAUCGCGGCGAGAUCCGCAUCGGAUCCGCCUAUCAAGCCACGGUUCCCGCGCUCUCCAAGGCCAAUCCGAAGAAAGACGGACGAGAAAUGGAGGACCUGGAGGACAUGCUGUGGAAUCCUAACGAGUCCAAACUGACCACGGAGGACAUUGACAAGUUCCUGAUCAUUGCGCGGAGUGUGGGCACUUUUGCACGAGCCCUGGAUUGCAGUUCCUCCGUGAAGCAACCGAGUUUACAUAUGAGUGCGGCUGCGGCCUCUCGGGACAUCACCUUGUUCCACGCCUACGAUCUUUUGCACAAGUACAACUACAAGUUGGACGAUGCCAUCAAGUCCCUGGUCCCUGGUUCUGGGCCCAUGCUAUGCCGUGACGAGAUGGAGGAUUGGUCGGCGUCCGAGGCCAAUUUGUUUGAGGAAGCCAUCGAGAAAUACGGCAAAGACUUCAACGACAUCCGCAAGGACUUCUUGCCUUGGAAGUCCAUGAGAAACAUCAUUGAAUAUUUCUUCAUGUGGAAGACCACGGACCGCUACGUCCAGCAGAAGCGGGUGAAAGCCGUGGAGUCGGAAAACAAGCUCAAGCAAGUCUACGUCCCUACGUACACCAACAAGACCACCCGCCUGACCGGACCCAGUGGCGAGAUCAUCAUCCGCGGUAAGGACUGCGACGCCUAUCCAACCCUGGCCAAGUACUCGUGGCUGCAGUAUAAGAAAUACGGCAAGUUCGUGCCCGCCACUCUCACCGACGACAGCUUCAUCUUGGACAAGAGCUCGUUCACGAGCACCACACCCGCCCGGCUUGCCCUCCUGCGUCCUGGUCUCAUUAUCGAGCCAGGCUCGCCCGCCAAGGCCUCGUCUGGUAAGACGCGCGCCGCCUUCUUCCUCAAGACCACGCCCAUCACGCGCGCCUCUCGGCGAAUCUGUAUGCACGUGGCGCGCCUCAAGCACGCCGCACGCAAACCGGGCAAGCCCAUCGAUAUGAAGGCCCUCAAGACCGAGACUCUCGCCAAGGUCAAAACCCUGGAUCCGGACAAGAUCCGUAAACUCAACAGCUUCACGGUGCCGCGGCGGAUCAACAUGAACGCUGUAGUGCGCAAGCUCGGCCUGACCAACCAAGACGUGCAGGAGUGGCUCGUGCUCACUCCCAAGAGCCAGCUACCUCAGCCCGCCAAAGAGUCAUUCCCACGUCCCAGUAAGCGAGCUGACGGCAGCUACAUCUACGAGCGGAUCCCCAGCGCCGCCGAUCUCACCCGCACCACCCAGCCGCACCAGAUGCUCUACAAGAAGCGCGCCUACGACGCCGUCGACGGGUCUAGCUCAGGAGGGCACUCGCAUUUCGCUAAGAUCCAACGGACCGCGCCACCCAAUCAGGUUCCGGGGAAAAGUCGGAUCGCCACGCUGACCCGCGUGCAAGGUGGCCAGAGACAGGUCAUCAGCUGGAUGGACGCGCCGGACGACGUAUUCUAUAAGGCCACGGCCGUAACUAAACGCAUGCGAAAGAAGUUCAGCACGUUGACCUUGAGGAGAGCGGCCCGGAAGCCCUUCAAACGAUGCUUGGCCAACAUGAUGUAAAACCAGAGCGCAAGCAGAGUGCAAGCCAGAAAGAGAGAGAGAGAGAGAGAGAGAAACGUUCCGCAUUCCCGUCACAGCACGUACAAAAAAAAGAGACUCUUUUCGUUUUUCUGUCAGUUUCUUGGUCUUCAAUCACCUGACUUGUGUAUAAUGUUUAAUCUCAGUGACCCGUUAUUUUUCGUCCCCUUUCAACCCCUACAUACACACACACACAUACGCCCCGUCGUAGACAUUUUCCAUCGUGCUCCCAAUCCUCUCUGUAAUGGAACUCUAAUAAAGUAUGUUGUACAGUAUUAA